UGAGUGGUUGUGUCGUCAUUGAUGGGGUGGUUGUGAAGGAAAGGCGUAUUUGUAUUAACAUUGCAUUCACUCAUUGUUUUGCAAUCAAUUCAAUUCAAUUGCCGUUCAUUUAAGGGUUUAUUAAUUCAUUGAAUCAGUGGAGGCAAUGGCAGCGCCGGCAUAUGUGGCACCCGUAGUGAUCACCGCCUUUUGGGUGAUAGUGGGGGCAGUCCUACCAUUCUUCGUACCCAAAGGACCCAACAAGGGGUGGUUGUGCACAUACAUCGCACAACUGAACCCGCUGUUUGGCCCACAAGUCAAUAACGUGACCCUGAGCCUAAUGUACAACAGCACAUUCUGAUACACCACCACAUACUGGCCCACAAGUCACCAUUGAUUCCAUGAAUGCCUUAAUUUAGUCACUAUUCCAGAGAUUUGUGAACCAAUCGGUUGUUUAUAUGUUUAUAUAAAAUGCUAUUUAUAUGUCAUUCAAGACAUCGUUGCAAAAGAUUAUUGUAUUAAAUAUUCCAGAUAUUUAUGUAUUUAAUAAUUAGGAUUAAUAUUUAGUUUUAAAUGUUAUUUUAUUUGCUAUUUAAAUAAAAAAUACUUUUUAAUAAGGAUUAAA
Messenger RNA from Oppiella nova, 604 nucleotides. NCBI's taxonomy places the organism in Eukaryota, Metazoa, Arthropoda, Arachnida, Sarcoptiformes, Oppiidae. The record is from the annotation of a GenBank genome assembly.